GUACAAAACGGCAUCAUGUCGGUAACAACAUGCUUAUGCGCAUUUUUGCUGCUGGUCAGCAGUUCAUCAGCUGAGAUUUUCAAUAAGUCAUGGUGGAACAACACUGUCAUCUAUCAAAUUUAUAUAAAAAGUUUCUAUGAUUCCAAUGGUGAUGGCAUAGGCGAUUUAAAAGGAAUAACUUUAAAGUUAUCCUACAUCGUGGAUACUGGCAUCAACGCGAUCAGCUUAUCGUCCAUAUAUAAUGACUUUAAUGUUGAUUUGGAAUAUGACAUAACUAAUGAUGCAGGAAUCGAUCCUAUUGUUGGUACAAUGGAUGAUUUCAAGACUCUCGUGGCGGAAGCUCAUAAACUCGGUUUAAAAGUGAUUCUCGAUGCCAUACUUAAUUAUUCGUCUGACAAGUACUUAUGGUUCCAAAAGGCUCUUCAAGGCGAUGAGAAAUAUAAGGGAUAUUAUAUAUGGGCAGAAGGUAAAAAUAAAGAUAACAAAACUCCACCUAAUAAUUGGAUUAGUAUAUCUGGUGGUUCCGCAUGGACUUAUGUCGAUUCACUAAAACAAUGGUAUCUUCAUCAAUACGGUCCUGGAAUGCCUGAUUUGAACUACUCGAAUCCUGAUCUAUUGCAGGCGCUACAAAAAACACGGGAAUUCUGGUUGGAUACGGGAAUAGAUGGAUUCAACCUAAUUUCCGCCCCAUACAUUUUCGAGGAUAAAGAAUUGCGAGAUGAGCCUAGAAGUUAUGCGCCUGGUGCCACACCGCAAGAUUACAAUUAUUUGGAUCACAUUUACACCGUUAACCAAAAACGUACUUACGAGUAUUUAAAAAGUAUUAAAAUACACACUGAUCAAUAUGCGGAUGAAAUUAAUGAAGAUCCAAAGUUACUAAUGAUAGAGGCGUAUACCGAUUUUCCACAUAUCAUAGAAUAUUAUAACUAUGAUCUGUUGCCUUCCAAUUUCGAGAUCAUUAAACAUGUAACUGCUAAUUCGUCCGCGGAAUAUGUCAAAGAAGAAAUCGACCACUACAUAAAUUCAUUACCGAGUGGUACAAUCGCCAAUUGGGUGUUAGGAAAUCCUGACUAUCCACGCGUAGCAUCGCGUUUCCCCGGAAGAUUGGAUCAAAUGACUAUGUUGUCCAUGAUUUUGCCGGGUAUAGCAGUGACUUAUUAUGGCGAUGAAAUCGGUAUGGUGGAUGAAAAGGGUACAUCCUGUAAGGAUACAGAAGAUCCCGAAACCUGCAACGCGAUGUCUCGCACUCCAGAACAGACUCCAUUUCAAUGGAAUGCGACAAGAAACGCAGGUUUUAGUAUGGCGAAUUCGACGUGGCUUCCGGUGAAUCUAAAUUAUAAAGAGCUAAACUUGGAGAAUAAGAUGGGUAUUAAGAAUUCGCACUAUCACAUCUACAAAGAUUUGGCUCAUUUGCACGGAAAGGAACUAGCACUUACCGAAGGAAGUUAUACAUCGUUCAUCUCAAACGAUGAUGUCCUCGGUGUAAUUAGAAACAGCGGUGACCGUUACGUGCUGCUUCUGAUUAACUACAAGGAUGACAUAUCUCAAAACGUUGAUUUGUCAAAUCAUGAUCUUCCGGAAACAAUGAAACUCAAGGUUGCUUCUUCGGAAUCUCAUUCUUCUCUAAAACAACAGGUUGACAUAAAAAAUAUAUAUUUACCCAGGAAAGCCGCUGCUGUGUACACGUCUUUAAACAUUCAAUGAAAAUAUUACCUUUGUACAUAUUUGAGUAGACACUUUCUCGAUUAUGCACUUGUAAAUUACAAUAUU
Camponotus floridanus (Florida carpenter ant) is the source of this 1770-nucleotide messenger RNA. RefSeq names its product maltase 1-like. The transcript is spliced from 8 exons. Bases 16 to 1704 code for a protein of 562 amino acids. The record is from RefSeq and is a predicted model, not a curated record. Lineage: Eukaryota; Metazoa; Arthropoda; Insecta; Hymenoptera; Formicidae. Gene Ontology annotation, biological process: carbohydrate metabolic process.